This is a messenger RNA of Triticum aestivum (bread wheat), 2064 nucleotides long. RefSeq lists its product as uncharacterized. NCBI's taxonomy places the organism in Eukaryota, Viridiplantae, Streptophyta, Magnoliopsida, Poales, Poaceae. The transcript has 2 exons. Bases 720 to 1820 code for a protein of 366 amino acids. The record is from RefSeq and is a predicted model, not a curated record.
GAGGCAUCUCUGUCUUCCCCCCUUGAGCCGCCGCACUGUUCAUCUUCCUCCUCCCCCAGCAGGCACCCCUGUUCUUCUUCUUCUCAAGAACUCAAAUAGAUAGCCAAGGCUCCUUCAUCACCAACCAAUAGCCAAGGCAAGUUCUCCAUGGCUCCAGCAGCUGCCCAACCCCUCUCCAUGUGCCACACAGCCCAAUCAGCAGUUCUUCUUCAUCUCUUCUCCUUGAGAAGCUGAGAAGAGAAAGAAGAACAUUGUUGGGCACCAUGGACAGAGAAGGAGAAACAACCAACUGGUGGGGAGUGGGCAGCAGCACCUAAGAGGAAGGAAUUCAUGGGAUUCAACAUCAUCUGCAAGCAAGAUUUGGUUUGCAGGAGCGGAGCUCAUGGGGGUUCAGCACCAUCUGUGUAAGUCCUCUGACCAGACUCUGAAGAUGGAUUUGCGAUGGUUUUUUUGUUGCUGCUGCCUUGCAUCUGUUUGUUGGGGGUUUUGCUCCUUGCAUUCUCUUCGUUUUCCCUUGCCGCAGAGCCACGGAAACCACACCAGCAAAUUCUUUCGUAUCCUCUCUGCUCAUACUAAAGCCACCGCCGAUCCGAACCCACCGAAUUCCCCUCCCCCGCUUUCGCCCGCACAUCUGCCCUCGCUCCGCGCCCCGAAAUCCCCCGCCCCCUCCCGCUCUUCCCCCGAUCCAUUCUCUCCCCUCCUCCCACCCGGCCGACGCCAUGGCCUCGACGGGAUCCCCGCCGCCGCCCUGCUCUCGGGGAGACCCCCACCUCCGCCCUGCCGUCCAGGCGAUCCCCACCGCGGCCAUGCCCGCGAGGAGGCCCACAUCGCCGCCCUGCCCGCCAGGAGACCCCUACCGUCGCGCUGCUCUGCAGGCGUUCCCCACCACCGCCCUGCUCUACAGGAGUUCCCCGCCGCCGCCCAGGGAGAUCCCGGCGGCAGCCCUCCCCUCCGGCAAGACGCGGUUCUCGCCCGAGAUUUAUGUGGAGAAAGAGGGCUACUACCUCUUGGAAGAUGCGGAGGGCUAUUUUUUCCGCGAGUCAGAUGGUUGCUACUACUUCUUCCAGUGUUUCAAAGGGGAGGGCUACUAUUAUCAUAGCGAAGAAAGCGAGUACUUUCACGCCGGAGAGAGCUUAUACGUCCAGGAGUAUGGGCUGGAGACCCUUGAUGCUCAUUUACAGAGACUCGCCCUUGAUGGCGACUACGGCGGCGAGGUGGGCGAGGGCCUCCAUCACCAUGGCGACUUUGACAAGCUGGGCCUCCAUCACCAUGGCGACUUUGACAAGCUGGGCCUCCAUCACCAUGGCGACUUUGACAAGCUGGGCCUCCAUCACCAUGGCGACUUCGACAAGCUGGGCCUCGACGGCGACUUCGACAAGCUGGGCCUUCGCUUGCACAUGCAGGAUGACUACGGCCUGCAGACUCUUGACACUGAGUUACAGAGACUGGCCCUUGAUGCCGACAACAGCGGCAAGGUGGGUGAGGCCCUGGGCAGUUGUGGUAAGGUGUCUGGCAAGGUGGCCCAGGGCCUCCACGGGAACUUCGACAAGCCGGGCCUUCACAGGGACUUUGACAAGCUGGGCCUUCGCUUCCACAAGCAGGGCCAGGGCCUCCACGGAGACAUCGACAACCUGGGCCUCCGCUUCCACAAGCAGGGCCAGGACCUGGAGGAGCACUGCAAGGGGGUCCAGGUCCCGGAUGGUCACUGCAAGGGGGGCCAGGUGCUGGACGACGACUUCGUUGAUGGCGACUCUCCUUGUUUGAAGGCUCUUGAGGCUUCAGGAGUCUCUGGGCGUCGUUUGUUUGCUCGGCGUGUCUAGUUCCUGAAAUCAUCUUGAAAUGUUUGUUGUUGAAACUUCUGUGCGGUAGUCUGUAGACCGAACGUGGCAAGCUACUGUUGUAGCAAUCUAGCAAUCUGAUUUGGAUUUUAUAGCUGUAUCCUCAUUCUACUUCCUACCAAGUGGUAUUAAGAUCUUAGCAGCCGAGACCAAUCUGCACAGAGUAAUGCCUUGUUGUGAUUGUAUAAGAAUUGUCGAAGUUAAAGAAACUCUUUAAUUGCAAUGA